AUGCAUUGGCUUGUCCUGGUAGCAAUUGCCUUACUCCUAUUAGAUGGAGAGGCAAAGGAUAACAAAAUUUUGGAAGAUAUUCCAAGAUUGCCACAAGACAUUUAUUUGCCUCCAAACGAUCCUAAAGAUUGUACUGGAGAAUUCUACAAGCCGGAAUAUCAACUUCCGUUGCCCCAAACAUACAAGAGUGUAUAUGAUCCAGUAAACGUCAUUCUUCGUGAAAGACACAAUAAAAAUUAAAGAUUUCAAAAAAGU
Meloidogyne enterolobii is the source of this 255-nucleotide messenger RNA. The record is from the annotation of a GenBank genome assembly. Lineage: Eukaryota; Metazoa; Nematoda; Chromadorea; Rhabditida; Meloidogynidae.